Messenger RNA from Symbiodinium natans, 1284 nucleotides. The record is from the annotation of a GenBank genome assembly. NCBI's taxonomy places the organism in Eukaryota, Dinophyceae, Suessiales, Symbiodiniaceae.
AUGGCGGAGAACGAGACUGCGGUGAAGAUCUCGUCCACCUUCUCUUGGAGCAAUGUCUCCAUGACGGUGAAGAAGGGGCAGAAGCAGGAGAAGCAGAUUCUCUCCAACAUCAAUGGCUCCCUCAGCAGUGGCAAGGUCUGCGCACUCAUGGGCCCGUCUGGUGCAGGAAAGACGUCUCUUCUCAACGUCUUGGCAGCUCGAAUCCGCUCGCGUGGAACAACCGAGGUUUCGGGAAACAUUACCCUGGAUGGGCAACCCAUCACGGGGUCUUCCCUUCGAAAGCGCAUCGCGUACGUGAUGCAGCAGGACAUUCUCGUGCCCACGCAAACAGUUCGAGAGUCCCUGUGGUUCUCAGCAAACCUGCGGCUGCCCAAGUCCUAUUCGCAGAAAGACAAGAAGGACUUGGUCGAGAAGAUGCUGAACGACCUUGGCCUCGUGAAGUGCGCUGACACCUUCAUCGGCGACGACAUGAUCCGCGGCGUCUCCGGCGGUGAGAAGAAGCGCACCUGUGUUGGAAUCGAGCUUAUCAUGAAGCCGAAGUUGAUCUUCUUGGACGAGCCCACCUCGGGCCUCGAUUCGUAUGCCGCGCACAACGUCAUCUUGAAGCUGGAGGAGCUUGCCAGCAAAGAGGGCUGCAACGUGCUCUGUACCAUCCACCAGCCAUCCUCGGAGGUCUUCCACCUCUUCCACAAGGUCAUGCUCCUGCGCAGCGGCCAGCUCUUCUUCUUCGGUGGCAUCAGCGGGCUGUCCGAGCAGCUGCAUGCCGUCAACAAGGGCUGCCCCAACGAGUACAACCUGGCCGACCACGCCAUGUUUCUGCUCCAGACUGAGUCUGACGAACAAUUGGACUCUAUGCAGGCGAAGAUGAUCAUGGAGAAGGCGGAGGCAUCAUCUCCAGACGUGCCACACGAGAAGAGCGUCAUGACGCAGAAGAUGGAGGGCACCACGGCCGGAUUCAUCACCCAGCUCAUGGCGCUCACGAAACGAGAGGCCCAGAACAUCUGGCGCGACAAGCCGGGACUGAUCGCAUCCAUCGUCGUCCCUGUCAUCCUGAACUUGUUCUUCGCCUUGAUUUUCUACCAGGUCGGCGAUAUCACCCUGGACGAUUACGACCCGCGCUCGCACUUUGGAGGAAUGACGCAGGUGGCUAUCGGAGGCAUGUUUGGUGCUGCUCAGCCGCUACUCCUGAGAUUUCCACUGGACCGUGGGAUCUUCCUGCGUGAGUACGCGACGCAGACCUACGGCUCCGCUGCGUACUUCCUUUCGAGACUUGGGGCUGUUUGA